Messenger RNA from Talpa occidentalis (Iberian mole), 6933 nucleotides. It is a transcript of the gene PHC1, whose product is annotated as polyhomeotic homolog 1. The transcript has 15 exons. Gene Ontology annotation, molecular function: zinc ion binding; protein binding. The record is from RefSeq and is a predicted model, not a curated record. NCBI's taxonomy places the organism in Eukaryota, Metazoa, Chordata, Mammalia, Eulipotyphla, Talpidae. Gene Ontology annotation, cellular component: PRC1 complex; nucleus. Bases 1114 to 4170 code for a protein of 1018 amino acids.
ACCUCCAGCGCUGCGCUCCGCGGUCCUCCGGCUCUGCCCGGCCAAGUCUUCUCGCUCCUCGCCUCGCCAGGCUUCGCGCUGUCUGUCCGUCAGCCGAGUUGCCGCUGACUGACUGCUCUCCGGCUCAUUCAUUUUUCCUCCUCUGACUUUGGUUCUCCCCUCCGAGCAUGCUGUCUAGUUAGCGCCCAGCUUUUCACGGUCCGCUAGGUUCUGCAGCCCCCCAAUUCCUUGACUUCUGCCUGGCUCUCCCUCCUGCCCGCCUGCCCCUGCUAUCAGCAGCACAGUGCCCUGCUCCUUUGGGGCAGCUCGCUCUCGGCACCAGCCUGGCGAUCUGCCCCCUUCUGUCUUCUUUGGACCCUCAUUGCAUCGAGGUUCUAUAGAGAACAAGGACCCCUGGGCGUCUGCUAUUCCUAUUCUCCUGAUCACUCGUGUUUCUUCGCUACAGUCUGCCCCGAACUACCUCCUCCUCGCGCCCCACCACUUCCCAAGCCCCAUCCUUUUCUACGAGACAGAAUUUUAUGCUCGGGGAAGUUGAUUUCCUCCAACUGUUGGCUCAAGUAGACCCAGUACCAGCUCCAUAUCCUUUCUAGCUCCCUUCUAGAAGUCUGUGCUCAUUCAUCCCAACUCAUACACACCCCAGUGCUACCUUUCCCAGUCACUAAGGUUUAGCUAUUCUGGGGACCUUUAUGGAUCAGUUUCUCGCCUUUCUUUUCCAGUUGAAUCCUGAAAAUUUAAGUUCUCUGUGCCUCAAACUUUUUGUUGUCUUCAUUUUCUGUAUUGGAUUUUACACGAUUGAUUGAUGUGCCUGGGAUCCAGGAAUCCUGGUUUUGAUGACAGCUUUCCCAGAUUUUAUUAAAGACCUGAAUUUUAUCUUUAUUUCUGUUUCACAGUUUGAAAAAACAACAAAAAGACUUUCUCUUUGGGGGAGAUGAGGGGCAUGCAGUGUAUUCGCGUUUUUUACCUGUGAGAAUACAAUUAAUGUCCCUUCCAUAGCUAGUAAAUCGGUCUCAUGUCUAUGACUUCAGUGAACUGAGUCCAGCGGUCUCUACAAUAAGCAGUGCUGCCUCUAAUCCUUACCCGCUUUUUUUCUUCACAUGCUGAUAAUGAGGAUUCAUGGGUCUUGAGUCUGAGCACCACCCUCGGGGACCCUGGACAGCUGUCAUGGAGACUGAGAGUGAGCAGAACUCCAACUCCACCAAUGGGAGUUCCAGCUCAGGGGGCAGCUCUCGGCCCCAGAUAGCGCAGAUGUCACUGUAUGAGCGGCAAGCAGUACAGGCUCUGCAGGCAUUGCAGCGUCAGCCCAAUGCGGCUCAGUAUUUCCACCAGUUCAUGCUCCAGCAGCAGCUCAGCAAUGCCCAGCUGCAUAGUCUGGCUGCCGUCCAGCAGGCCACCAUUGCUGCCAGUCGGCAGGCCAGCUCCCCAAACACCAGCACAACGCAGCAGCAGACUGCCACCACCCAGGCCUCAAUCAAUCUAGCCACCACGUCGGCCGCCCAGCUCAUCAGCAGAUCCCAGAGUGUGAGCUCUCCCAGUGCUACCACUUUGACCCAAUCUGUGCUGCUGGGGAACACCACCUCCCCACCCCUCAACCAGUCCCAGGCCCAGAUGUAUCUACGGCCACAGCUGGGAAACCUAUUGCAGGUAAACCGGACCCUGGGCCGGAAUGUGCCUCUAGCCUCCCAACUCAUCCUGAUGCCUAACGGGGCAGUGGCUGCAGUCCAGCAGGAGGUGCCAUCUGCUCAGUCUCCGGGAGUUCAUACAGAUGCAGAUCAGGUGCAGAAUUUGGCAGUGAGAAACCAACAGGCCUCAGCCCAAGGACCCCAAAUACCAGGCUCUACUCAGAAGGCCAUUCCUCCUGGAGCCUCCCCUGUCUCUAGCCUCUCCCAGGCCUCAAGCCAGGCCCUUGCUGUGGCUCAGGCUUCCUCUGGAGCCUCAGGCCAGUCCCUCAACCUUAGUCAAGCUGGUGGAGGCAGUGGGAAUAGUAUCCCAGGGUCCAUGGGUGCAGGUGGAGGUGGCCAGGCGCCUGGGGGUUUGGGUCAGUUGCCAUCCUCAGGAAUGGGUGGAAGCGGGAGCUGUCCUAGGAAGGGCACAGGAGUAGUGCAACCCUUGCCUGCAGCCCAAACCGUGACAGUGAGUCAGGGCAGCCAGACAGAAGCAGAAAGUGCAGCAGCCAAGAAGGCAGAAGCAGACGGGACUGGUCAGCAGAACGUGGGCAUGAACCUGACACGGACAGCUACCCCUGCUCCAAGCCAGACCCUUAUUAGUUCAGCCACCUACACACAGAUCCAGCCUCAUUCACUGAUUCAGCAGCAGCAACAGAUCCACCUCCAACAGAAACAGGUGGUAAUCCAGCAGCAGAUUGCCAUCCACCACCAGCAGCAGUUCCAGCACCGCCAGUCCCAGCUGCUCCACACAGCCACACACCUCCAGCUGGCGCAGCAGCAGCAGCAGCAGCAACAGCAGCAACAGCAGCAGCAAGCCACAACCCUCACUGCCCCUCAGCCACCACAGGUCCCACCCACUCAGCAGGUCCCACCUUCCCAGUCCCAGCAGCAAGCCCAAACCUUGGUUGUUCAACCCAUGCUUCAGUCUUCGCCCUUGUCCCUCCCACCUGACCCAAGCCCCAAGCCACCCAUCCCCAUCCAGUCCAAACCACCUGUCCCACCUAUCAAGCCUCCUCAGUUAGGGGCAGCUAAGAUGUCAGCUACCCAGCAACCGCCACCCCACAUCCCUGUGCAAGUUGUGGGCACUCGGCAGCCAGGUACAGCCCAGGCCCAGGCUUUGGGCUUGGCCCAGCUGGCAGCCGCUGUCCCUACUUCCCGGGGGAUGCCAGGUGCAGUGCAGCCUGGUCAGGCCCAUCUGGCAUCCUCGCCACCUUCAUCCCAGGCGCCUGGUGCGCUGCAGGAGUGCCCUCCUGCCAUGGCCGCUGGGAUGAGCCUUGCUCCUGUACAGGGCACAGCACAAGUGGUAAAGAGUGGGGCUACCACCUCUUCCCCUGUUGUCGCCCAAGUCCCUGCUGCCUUCUACAUGCAGUCUGUGCACCUGCCGGGCAAACCCCAGACCUUGGCUGUCAAACGCAAAGCAGAGUGUGAGGAGGAGAGAGAUGACAUUCCCACACUAGGCUCGGUGCUUCCCACCAAGGCAUCUCCAGCAGCAGAGAGUCCGAAGGCCAUAGAGGAGAAGAGCAGUCUUGGAGAGAAAGCUGAGCCAAUGACCAAUGUGAAUGCAAAUACCCCGAGCAGUGAACUAGUAGCCUUGGCUCCGGCUCCAACAGCACCACCUCCUACACUGGCCAUGGUGUCCAGACAAAUGGGUGACUCCAAACCCCCACAGGCCAUUGUGAAACCCCAGAUUCUCACACAUAUCAUUGAAGGCUUUGUCAUCCAGGAAGGAGCAGAACCUUUCCCGGUGGGUUGUUCUCAGUUACUGAAAGAGUCUGAGAAGCCACUGCAGACGGGCCUUCCGCCAGGGCUGAGUGAGAAUCAGUCAGGUGGUCCCUUGGGCGGGGCCAGCCCAUCUGCCGAGCUAGAUAAGAAGGCGAAUGUCCUGAAGUGCGAGUACUGUGGGAAGUACGCUCCUGCAGAGCAGUUUCGUGGCUCCAAAAGAUUCUGCUCCAUGACCUGCGCAAAGAGGUAUAAUGUGAGCUGUAGCCACCAGUUCCGGCUGAAGAGGAAAAAAAUGAAAGAGUUUCAAGAAUCCAAUUAUGCCCGUGUUCGCCGGCGCGGACCCCGCCGCAGCUCCUCAGACAUCGCCCGCGCCAAGAUCCAGGGCAAGCGCCACCGGGGUCAAGAAGACUCUAGCCGGGGUUCAGAUAAUUCCAGUUAUGAUGAAGCACUCUCACCAACGUCUCCUGGGCCUUUAUCAGUGAGAGCUGGGCAUGGAGAACGUGACCUGGGGAACUCCAACACAGCUCCGCCUACCCCCGAGUUACAUGGAAUCAACCCUGUGUUCCUGUCCAGUAAUCCCAGCCGGUGGAGUGUAGAGGAGGUGUACGAAUUUAUUGCUUCCUUACAAGGCUGCCAAGAGAUCGCAGAGGAAUUUCGCUCCCAGGAGAUCGAUGGACAGGCCCUUUUGUUACUUAAAGAAGAACAUCUUAUGAGUGCCAUGAACAUCAAGCUGGGCCCUGCCCUUAAGAUCUGCGCCAAGAUAAAUGUCCUCAAGGAGACCUAAGGAGGCCUCUUGCACAAGCAGCCUAAGGCAGACACUCCCCUCUGACCAGGUUAUAACCGGUACCGGCAGACUCCACCGGGAAGAGCUGUUCCAAUCGUGUGCAUCUUCGAGGGGCUCACCGAGACAGGGACGGAGUUGUCCAAGAAUUAGUCGCUGGUGCUACAUGGCGGCAGCUUUGACGUUUUCUCUGGGUUCUACUUUGUUUUCAAAAAAACUUUCUACUUCUUACCUGCCCAUAUCCAAUCUUAAAGAGGCAGUCUAGAGAACUAGGACUGCCCAGCCUUAUCCUGGAGUGCAGUGUCUAGCCAGGGUCUUAAUUCUCUAAGUGGAGGACUAUACAGUAUGGUAAAGCAAGAAAUGGGGGCAUUGUAGGUGUGCCUCCCCGGCGGAGAGGUAGGGACACAAGUAGCAAAAUCUGGUACGCCCUCUCCCCUCCCUCUGGAUUGUCCAACUGUAGCUGUGGCCCGGAAUUUUCGUUGUCGUCACUCACCCCCUUAGUAUUGAAUAUUUUCUCCUGCAUCCAUGGCAGGGUCACCAGCCAACUGAGAGACAUGGUUGGCAUCAUUCUGAUUCGCUGCAGGGACUAAAAGUGUUUCGCACAUGUGUGGCUGUUGUCAUUCUUUCUACACGCAUCCUCCCCCCACCCCGUGCCCUUCCACUUUAUCUGUUGCCCUCCACCCUAACUUCAACCCCAACGCCGCUUUGUCUUUUAGCUUUAUGAAACAGGAAUGUGUUUUUCCAGGUCAGGAGUAUAAGUACCUGCCUGUGGCGCUAUUCUUUAUACAACAAAAAUAUUAAAUAUUUUUUUCCCACCUCAUUGAAAGGAUGAACAUUGGUCUCAGUUGUUGCUACUCCAUUCCAGUAUCUCUGCCCUCUUCCCACAAAUGACAGGCCAGCAUAUUUUAUAUUUUUUUAAUCUUUUAUGUGGUUUUUGUACAAAAGUGUAGGGUUUUUUUUAAAUCACCAGUGUGGGGGAGGAGCCAAACAAAUAACAAAGAUGUUUUUACAACAUUAUUUUCCCUAUUUAGGAAGAAAAAAAAUCAUUCUGAUAGUAUUUAAAGUCCAAAAUGAAAUAAUUUUUCUUUUUCUAAAGGCUUAUAAAAGGUCCCUGCCUGCUGAUCCCAUCCCUCUCAGGUUUAGCAGAGCCAUGUUUACGCUCCAGUGCCCCAGGUGUUACCUAUUAGCGAAAGAUCAGGCCAGGUUUCUGGGCACAUGGCCUAAAGAGAAAGGUGGAAGCAUCAGAGGGUUUAAAAUCUCUCCCCACAGAACUGCUGCGGGCAAGAUUCUUCCCUGAGCUAGAAAGAGGGACAGGUACAGCAGCCUCCCACCCCAGCGAGGAUGGCAGAGCCUGACAAGUCCCACUUCUGCUUCCGUUCCCUUUCUAGAAGAUUGAGGAAAAAAAGUCAACAUGCCUGUGAAGAAAGUGCAACAUGUUUAGAAAAUACUGGCAGAGGGAAACAUGUCAGGCGUGAGAGAAGCUUGGCCAGCGUGUACUGCAAGUGGGAGAAGAAAGCCAUCAGAGAUCCCACUAUAAGGUAAAGAGAUUUCCCUUUUCCGGAACCCCUGUAGCACAGGAGGCUGGUUUCAGUUUCCCUUUCCGAUGGACUGGACUUCUAGAUUAGGCACCUCAGCUACAGAUGGACCAAUAACCACAGACCACAAUCCAGGGCCCAAUUCCAGCUAUGAAGUCACUCCCACGCCAACAAGUGUGAUGGUACCUUACAACCCUGUAAUGGGAAACUUCACAUUUUCCCCAUCCUAAUCCCAGAGGUGGGAGAAGCAAGUCUUUAGAACAUCUCCAGGCUCACCCCAAUUGGCAGUACUUGGAUUGCAACCAAGUUAUUACUAAAAGUAGUUCUAAGCAGCAAGAAAUUACAUCCAGAUUCUCAUGGAGACUACUGUAGGGUACAGAGUAACAGCAUGAAAGCAAUCAAACCAUGUAUAAAUAAUCUUUGCCUUUUUCUUUUUUAAUUAAAGAAAUCCAGUGUCUCAAAAACUUGUGAAAAUGUGUCUAAAGAAGAAAGGGUCAGGGAGCCUGCCAUACCCUUUUGUUCACUGUAAUGGUCCAACCUGAUACCCAGAAUGUGCAAUAGCCCCUGUAGUCGUAGGCCCCAUUUACUUUUGUCCUACACUGUGCCUCUCAAAAACAGAAACUAGGGAACAAAGGGAAGGCAUUUCUGCUAUGAGAAGAUGCAGACUGAAAGCAAGAGCAGUAUUAAGGGUGAGAUGAGACUGGAGUAGAGCCUGCUUAAGAAAUCUGGCUGAGUAUGCUUUGGUUUGGGGGACUGAAGAAGCAGCUGGACGUUUAAAGUGCAAUCACAUUGGUAAUAAAUGAUCAUCCCUUUCUUCUGACUCCUCCCCCAGCUGGUCAUCCCCCACACCACGAUAUGCAGCAGGCACAUUUCGGGGUUUAGAACGGCACACAAAGUCACAACCAUCCUGUAAGGAAGAAAGCAAAGGAAGGAAGUGAUAAUUUGGAAUAACCAACUAAUGGUAAAGGAAAGCACAGUUGAAGAAAGUGGCAAGUAGUUUUCCCCAAGGAUGAUGGAGCGAAAACUCACAAGCUCCAAGGAUCAGCCUAAACUAAAUUUGGGGUAAACAAGAAAAAUUCUAAUUGGGCUUCACCUUCUCCCCAUUAAGACCCUUUAAGAGUUAUCAGAUUACUAAAUCUAAGCCACACUGUUUCUCUUAUAAACUUGUAGCCCCUCUAAUUCUAUGCUACUUAAUACUUUGUACUAGGACAACCAAUUGUCUUGGCUUGCU